CAAAACCGUAAACUUUCCCAUAACUUCUGUCUGGUUCUUGUGACACUCCCCAAAGUUGGAACACCACAGCACAUGCAAGUCACCAUAACCACGUCAAAUCGAUAAGUAUAAUUAAUGAAGGUGUCAAAAGUGGAGUGUUAAAAAAUGGCAUCCAAAAUUGAUGUGAUCUACGAUGGAUCUCAAAGGAAUCUUUCCGAAGUGCCUCGUGAUUUAUUAGAAUUGUGCAAUUUGCAAAUGUUGUAUUUGGAGAAUAAUGCCAUUGAGUAUCUUCCAGAAAAUAUAUUUCAAAAGCUACCCAGAUUAACCUGGUUAGAUUUGAGAAAUAACCGAUUAAAAGAAAUACCGAGUGGCGUUGCUAAUCAUCAAUGUUUAGAUACUAUAUUAUUAGAAGAUAACAUGUUGGAGAGAUUACCAAAUGAAUUGGGUCUUUGUCCAAAUUUAUUGGUGCUUCAAGUUCAAGGGAAUCCUUUAGUUUAUCCCCAAAAAGAAAUUCUUGAGAAAGGUGCAUUAGCGACUUGUGAAUAUCUAAAAACGCAAUUUGAACAAAAAACGAAUCUACAUACAUCUUCGGAGUUAUCACUUCCUUCCUCAACCACAGCACAUCAUUCACAACCACUUCGUCGAUUUGCAAACAGAAAAACAAUAACCAUUCAAGAAUUAUUAAGAAAAGCAGCAAUGGCAGCUAAAAUGAUGCGCAAUGAUAAUCCUGUAAUCACCGUAAAAGGUUUAUCACCAAAAAACAGUAUUUCGACCUCAAUCCCAACGAAGCCUAAACCUACUCCGAUAGAAGAACCGCUUGAAUUUAGAGUUAAAAAGAAACCGGUAAAGUUUUGUCCGAAAGCGUCAGUUAGUAAUGCCUAUUAUAACAGUAAUAAGUAUUUAAAUGUUAGAAAAGCCAAACCGAAUAAAGAAAGAGUGAUCGAUCAACAAAUUAAAGAUUUAUGGAUGGAAAAAUUAAAAGAGAUCUUGGAACAACAGGAACAAUUGCUUCAACAAGAACGAAACUUAAAAGCUUUAAAAUCGUGGAGAUUUCAAAAAAAUAUGGAACCUAUUAGAAACACCGAGCGGCCGAAACUUGAAGUUCCAUAUGAUACCGAUCCCGAUUAUGAUAAGAUGAUUCAACGAGAAGAUUUAUAUAAACAAGUUGAUACAAUCGUGCGAAAGAGAAGGCGAUUUAGCAAAAACGUCGAUAUGACUAAGAUGAUAAGCGAACUCGUGGCUCAAUUGAAAGAGUUGGAAGCACAAAAUGAAGAAGCUAAGGAAAGGAAAGAAUUAGAAAGAAGCAAUGUUCCAUUGGAAGGGGAAUCUACGGAUAAUGGCGCUGAAAUGAGAGCUUAUGAACUUGCAAGAGCGGAAAAUGAGAUAAGAAAGAUAUUAGAUCUUCACAAAAAAGUAACAAACUUACAAUCCAUGAAUGAUACCGCACCAUAAAUAAGUUUUACAUUUGUUUAACAAAAAAUUACUGUAACUACCCAAAACAACUAUGUUUAUGUAAAUGAACAAUAAAUAGGCAAUUCAAUUUA
Molecule: messenger RNA, 1523 nt
Organism: Onthophagus taurus
Lineage: Eukaryota; Metazoa; Arthropoda; Insecta; Coleoptera; Scarabaeidae
Product: leucine-rich repeat-containing protein 27
Cellular component (GO): cytoplasm
Molecular function (GO): protein binding
Source: RefSeq, a predicted model, not a curated record